AUGGCAUUUAGCUACGUACCACCUCCAUACCCGAAAGAUACCAGUGCAAAACCGAUUCAGUACGGGCACAGUCUGGAGCCGCACAAUAAGACACAAUCGUUCAAAGGAGAUCCUGUUCCAUAUGAUAAAAACGGCGGAUACGACGGACAAGCCAGCUCUGCAACUUAUAUGUCAGAUUUUGUGAAGAAAAAUACUGAUGAUGAACAUAAGAAGAAGUUUGCAAAGCAAGCAGGAAAGUUGAUGAUCAAGGGACUACAGAGGUUUUUGACUAGUUAA
Molecule: messenger RNA, 276 nt
Organism: Kuraishia capsulata CBS 1993
Lineage: Eukaryota; Fungi; Ascomycota; Pichiomycetes; Pichiales; Pichiaceae
Exons: 1
Coding region: 1-276 (91 amino acids)
Source: RefSeq, a predicted model, not a curated record